UGCUACUCAGCUUUAAAAAAAUAAGUGUCCCCGGAUUCAUUAAAAAUAAUCUGGUAACCAUACUCUUGGGUUGUUAAUACUGUGAGCUCCUCCACUGUAGGCUCAGGUAGCAUAUGCGUGUAAAUAAACCAUAGUAUCAUCAAGACACCAGUUUCUGUUGUCCCUCAUUCCAAGGAAGCCGAACCCUGAGCUCAGAGAUUGGGGUGGCAUGCAACCAUUUUGCAAGGAUCACUCUCUGUUGAUGAUCCUCAACGUCUAAUUCUCAGACGUAGUAGUGUAGUGAUUAUUGAUAUGAAAUCAAUAAUUUAAAACAGGGAUGGGGAACUUGUGGCCCUCAGGAGGGUCACAUUCCCCUGGCCCUGGUUUAAAGUUACGAUGCACCCUUAAGGCGAUGAGGAGCCAAAGAAAUUACAGUUAACAUUUACAAGCCUACCUGAACAACUUCUAUAACAUCAAUUAGUGUGUUGAAAUCUCAGGAAAUUGUAGGUAGAAGCUUAUUGUUUCAGCUUGGCAUUUGCAGUUGUUGUUUUUUUUUAAUUAGAAGAUUCCUGCCAGUGCCUAUAAACUCAAAUGCUACCCAGUUAUAAAAGUUGGACUGUAGCGAACACAGCAGUGAAACGACUUGGAGGGGUCAGUUGAGGAUGUAAGCAAACAGCUUAGGAAAGAAGCUCCCGGCUUAUUGGCUGCAGCAUCUAAACCUGUCCAAGAGACAUAAUUCCCUCCCGACAACCCCUCCCAAAAGGAACAACAUGCAAACAGAGGCACUGAGCUGUGUUUGCCAGAUGUGUUCUUAGUAAGGUAAAGGUUCUUAGUGAAUUGGGCCUUCCAUCAGUCUCUGGACAGUGGGCACUUGAAACGCAGAAGGAAGUGUCUCACCUUUAACUAUAUAUAUGCACACACACACAUAUAUUUAGCUCUGAGAGUAGACCGUAGAGGAGCAGCCUUGUCAGAGUGUUUAUACACUCCCACUCCUUGGCUCAGUUUGACAGCAGAACUACAGGGAGACUCUCUAGACAGUCAGGCUAUGUGUGUCUGAGUGAAAGGGUGGGGGUCAUUCUGAGUUGACCUCCAAAUGGAACUCCGGCUGGUGACGCUGCUGUUGUUUCAAGCAGUUUGGAAUAGUGUUCUUGGGAAGAACCAUUCUGUACACAAAAGAGGCCUCCUUGAGUUAUCUGGAGCCAUAAAGUGUGGCACAAGACGAUUUCCUUUGGCAUAUUUAGGUUAUGGAUGCUACUGCGGCCCAGGAGGAAGAGGAUGGCCUAAGGACAAAACAGACUGGUGCUGCCAUGAACAUGACUGCUGUUAUGGCUUCGCAGAGGAACAAGGCUGUAACCCCAUAAUACGUAGAUAUAAAUGGACAUGUAAUGACAAUACUGUGGUAUGUGAUACAAUGUUAGACAGAUGUCAAAAAAUCAUAUGCCAAUGUGACAGAGAAGCAGCCAAGUGUUGGAGAUCUGCCCCUUUUAACCGACGCUAUGCCUUCUGGCCAAAUUUUCUGUGCGGCCAUAUUUACCCUGUAUGCAGUUAUGGGAAAUGUAGGCAUUAAGACUACUUUUUAAUGGAAACCUUCAGUUUCGUUCCACUUUAAGCUCUCUGUAUUUUGUAUAUCAUUCAACUAGACUAGCAGCUUCUGAAUUGUGUAUGUAUCUUCAGAUUUCUGGAAAUGACAGAUUAAACUAUGACCUCUACACCUGUUGGUUGCACAGA
Podarcis muralis (Common wall lizard) is the source of this 1707-nucleotide messenger RNA. Its product is annotated as phospholipase A2-like. Lineage: Eukaryota; Metazoa; Chordata; Lepidosauria; Squamata; Lacertidae. Gene Ontology annotation, molecular function: phospholipid binding; calcium ion binding. The record is from RefSeq and is a predicted model, not a curated record. Gene Ontology annotation, biological process: phospholipid metabolic process; lipid catabolic process; arachidonate secretion.